Moneuplotes crassus is the source of this 926-nucleotide messenger RNA. The record is from the annotation of a GenBank genome assembly. Lineage: Eukaryota; Ciliophora; Spirotrichea; Euplotida; Euplotidae.
UUUCUCAUAACACAAAGAAUGGAUUCCAAAUUAGAUUUCAAACCUAAAGCAAAAGACAAAAGAAAAGCAUUCGCGAAGAAAACCUGAAAAACCCAAAGCUUUCCAGGAGACCCUCAACCCCAUACUCGCACCUUAAACCAAAACCCUUCAGACAGCAAAGAACUUUACGAAGAAGAGACCAAGGAAGAAGUGGCCAAUUCCGAAGGUGAAGGGUCUGAUGCGGCUGAGGAGACACCUCCUGCUGAUAGCCCUCACUCACCCUUGGGGAUGCCAACUGCCCAUGAUUUGUUGUACAAGAAGUUGAAGACUUAUGAUAGUCAUGUCCAGUACUUCUUGUCGUACCAAAUCGAAAAUUUCGAAGGGUUCAUGCAACAGUGAAUAGAAGAUCCCACUCAUAUUCUCGACUGUUUGGCUCCCUCCUCACCUCCCUCCACAUCCCGUACCCCAAAAGCCUCACCCCAGCCACACACUGACCUCAAAAUGGAACUAACCGACCGAGUGCCCCAAAUAGACAGGCCAAAUUUCCCUAUAACAAACCUCAUCCAAACAAUCCCUCGCCUGCUGUUCAAGCCUGAAGACCUAGGCAUCCAGAGGGCACAAGGAAAAGAGGGCAAAUAAUAGGGUUCAAAUGUCGGCCUCUACUGCCGUUUACCUAAACUCGUGCGCCCAGUACGCCUAUAUUACUGGUGCACUCGUGUACGAAGACCUCGCACUGAUUCAUCAAGCUAAAGGAGAUAUGGAGUAUCAUAAGAUGGAGAAGGAUAAGGAAGUUGAUAAAGUUAAUGAUAAAGAGAAGCAAAGGGUUGGAACUGAGUCAACCAAAGAUACAGAGCGAUUGGAUUGUAAGAAAUAAACUGGUACUAGAAAAGGUAAACGCUGGCAGGCCGCCUGUCAAGACUGAGAAAUCUUUAACCUAUCUAUAGCAA